AUAACAAUGGGCGGGGUGUGGGCAUGCCCAGGGUAGUUAGGUUUGUGUUCUGGGUCCCACUAGUUGAUUAGGUUAGGUGAAGCAAGGAGGAAGCAACAAUAUGGAAUUUCUGCUGAAUAAUUAUAUCUUGUGUCCCACUUUGACCCGCAUUCUGUGAAGCAGUCAGCGAUCCUGUGUGUGACAUGCAGGUCAGACUGCCAGAAAUGCACGGUACGUCGGGUAUCAAAUGAGUUAGUUGUCUGCUCCAGCCAUGUCUUCUGAAAAGAAAACAUCUAAGAAGGAAGCAGGCUUUGAAGGAAUGGUCAAAGAGCUGAAGCAGCAGCUGACUGAGCAGGUGCGGUGUCUGGACACACGGGCUGACACACAGGCAGCACUGCUGUUUGAACUACAGGACUUUUUUCGGCGGCGUGCGGACCUGGAGCUGGAGUACAGCAGGAAUCUCGACAAGCUGCACAAGUCGCUCAGCCAACGGCACAAGGAUCUGAAACAGAGACGAGACCAAGCGCACCUCUUCUCGUCGUACAGCUGCUGGCAGCAGCUGAUCCAGCAGACGCGCCACGAGUCGCGUGACCGCGCCACCAUCGGCGACGUCUACUCCACCGUGGUGCCGCAGAAGCUGGCGCGGCUCGGCGACGACCUGCUGCGCGUGCACAAACGGUGCCGUCAAGUCUGCACAGAUUCUCAUGAAGAGUUGUUGAAGCUGAUCAAUGAACUCCAGGCAGCUACCAAGACGUACAACAUGUACUACGCACAGUUCAGCACCGCCGAAGGUAAACUUCAGUACGUAGUCAACCAGAAGGCCAAGCUGGAAGUAAAUCUGCCAGAAGAGAAGCUUGAAAAAUCCAGGAAGUUCAGGCUGGUGGAGAAGGAGAUUGUCAAGCGACGCAACAAAUACCAGGACACGCGGCUGCAGGCGCUGCGCGCGCGCAACGACUUCAUCCUCUGCCUGGAGGCGGCCAACGCGGCCGUGCAACACUACUUCGUGGACGACCUGCCGGACGCGUUGGACUGCGCCGACACGGGCGUGCACGCGGCGCUGGGGCGCGCCCUGCUGAUGGCCACCGACGCCCAGGAGGGCACCAUUGACGGCCUGCGGCAGGGCGUGGAGGCGCUGACCAGGGCCGUGUCCGCUCUUGACGCCCGGCUCGACAAGCAGCGCUUCAUCGAAGCCAACAACGCCUCGUUCAUGCUGCCGAAGAAGUUCGAGUUCGUGCCGUAUAAGGGAGAUAUUAUGUCGCGCUACGACGUCGAUCCAGCGAUCCUGGACGAGACGCGGCUGCGCUACGACGCGCUGGGUCGCCGCAUCGAAGCGCUGCGUACGGCCACCGACGAGCAGUGGAAGACGAUGGAGACGGCCGAGCGGUCCCUGCUGGAGAUGGCCGGCACGGCGGAGAUCGACUGCCGCGGCCUCUUCCAGUCGCCCAGCGCGCCGCGGCCCACGGAGACGGCACUGGCCAAGCAGCGUGGCGACCAGCUGGAGACCGGGCAGUUCUACGUGACGAAGUUCGCAGAGUUCGUGGCCGACUCGAACCUGCUAGCGCGGCUGCAGGUGAAGCGCGAGCUGCUGCGCUCGGGGCUGAGCGAGCAUGCGCCCGAGCUGGAGCGGUCCGGUCGUGCCGUCUGCCCGCCGCCGCCGCGCCGUAAACGACUGGGCCGCGCGCCGGCCGACGGCCAGCCGCGCCUCUUUGGCGGCAGCCUGUCCGAGUACCUGGAGCAGAGCGGUCAGGACAUCCCGCUGAUCGUGCGCUCGUGUGUGCGCGUCAUCAACCUGUACGGUCUGCAUCAUCAGGGCAUCUUCCGCGUGUCCGGCUCGCAGGUGGAGAUCAACAACUUCCGCGACAGCUUCGAGCGCGGCGAGGACCCGCUGGCGGACGUGUCGGACGCCUCCGACAUCAACUCGGUGGCCGGCGUGCUGAAGCUGUACCUGCGCGAACUGCGCGAGCCCUUUUUCCCGACCCAGUACUUCGACCAAUGCAUGGAGAUCGCCCAGCUGGGCAGCUCGGACGAUCAGACGGCGCGGCUGCGCGAGCUGGUGUCGGCCCUGCCGCGCGCCGUCCAGCUGGUCAUGCGCUACCUCUUCGCCUUCCUCAGCCACCUGUCCGAGUUCAGCGACGAGAACAUGAUGGAGCCCUACAACCUGGCCAUCUGCUUCGGCCCGACCCUGCUGCCCAUCCCCGAGAGCAAGGAUCAGGUGCAGUACCAGAACCUGGUCAACGAGCUGAUGAAGCACAUCAUCCUCUGCCACGACGGCAUCUUUGCGUGCGACGGCGGGCCCGUCUACGAGAAGUACAUCAGCAGGGGCCCGACCGAGGCGGAGGAGAUCGGAGAGGCGCCCUCGGAGACGGCCGCCCAGCUGGACGGCGCUGAGCUCGAGCCGCCCUCCGAGGACGAGGGCGAACAGCUGGAGGCGGUGGCGCAGUUCGACUUCUCGGCCCGCUCGCCGCGUGAGCUGAGCUUCCGCUGCGGCGACGUGUUGACGCUCUACAGGCAGGUGUCGUCCGACUGGUGGCGCGGCGCCUUCCGCGGUCAGGACGGCCUCGUGCCCGACAAGUACAUCAUGCUGCGCAUCAGGGACGAGGAGCGCACCAGCGGCUCCGAGUCGGGCAGCCAGCCGCGCGCGUCCGUCAGCAGCGAGCCGGCGCGGUCGGCCAGCCGCAGCGCCCGCUCCUCCACCUCCACCCUCUCCACCGCCUCCAGCUCCUCCGUGCUGGAGCACGCCGAGGUACUGGAGACCUCUGUUUGACUCCGCUCGAGCCGGCCGAGACCGCAUGAGUCGUCCCAUGGCUAGCCUCUGGGCGCGCUAUUGACGGCUCUGGAGGGAUCUCCCAGGAAGCGGACGUUGUGUACAUAUUCAUGCCGCUUUGCCUGCCGACGCUUUUGGGGCUUUCCGUUGGCUACUAACGCCAAAACUGAUGCGGGUUAUGCUUGGUCCGUGUGGCGCCAGCAAGGGGCGGUGUGUAAGACGACGACUUUACGGUAAAGCUUUAACAUUUCAUUUGCGAUGUGUUAACGAUACAUCGCAAGGACAGCGCUAAGCGAACGACUUGAGGAUGUGUUUCUCGCAGUUGUCAGACUCGGGACGUUCAGUCGGUAUUCCCAGCCUAUCUUUAGCAUACUGCAGGCAUGGUAACUUCAAGAAAAAUUGGCUAAAUGCUCUGGAAGUGAAAUCCUUGCUAAGUAAAACUUGCGGCGAAAACACCACCGCAGAUGGGCGAACACAGUUCAGCGAGCGAUAUUUCCAAAAGAUUUUGUUUCUCCACACAGGAGCAAGGUUGCCCCCUUUUUUAGUAGCGUGUCUUGGUCGAUUGGCAGUUAGCCGCCGUAGACACGGUACGGUUUCUGUAACGCGAACACGUGUGUGCCACAUCUCGACCAGUGCCUCGGACGUUCGCUGAGUUGGGCUAGAGGGUCGGCGCCGGGAAACUACAGAAACAGUGAAUACAGCAACUGGCACUUUAAAAGUGUUGAGCGAUUUUGUGGGCCUUGGGCCAUUCAGGUGAUAGCAAAGCUAUCCCAGCUUUUUCGUUGUCGAUUUUUCGGUUUAAGUCAUAUGAUAUGUAGUAACCCGGCUAUUUUCUAGAUAAUGGGUGGAGAGGAUCAAUCAGCCCCUAGAUGGUCACGUUUCCCCAAAUGUCACAAGCGUUUAUUGAAGCUUUGCUCUCAAGUGAUAGCACGUUUUUUCAAGAAGCUGGCAGCAUGUUUAACGGUGGCCUUAACGCGGUGUGCGCUAAUGGCGCGAAUAACUGGCGGGCAUUGCAAUACAUGUUAUGUUUGGGCGGGUUUGCGGGACCGUGGCUGUGACUAAUGUGUGGCUAACUGCGCUGUGCGCCUGGCCGGUGUCGGGCAUCGCACUUGCCGUACGUUAUGCCCCGCUGGGCUGCAUUCACUUGCCAAGCUGUGUGCCUGUAUGAUACUCUGGCGAGCUGGAGCCGCGGCUGGCCAGUGGUGUCGGUUCCUGUGUGCCUGCGGUCUGCGGUUGCCGAGUCUCGCUGUCGAUGUGUGUCCACGUCAGGCUGUGUUCACCUCUGGUGUCCGGUACUAACCGCCGGUGGCGGCUGCUAUGCGCUGUCCGCGGUGGCGGCGCUUGACCCCCCU
Messenger RNA from Pollicipes pollicipes, 4095 nucleotides. RefSeq names its product SLIT-ROBO Rho GTPase-activating protein 1. Lineage: Eukaryota; Metazoa; Arthropoda; Thecostraca; Pollicipedomorpha; Pollicipedidae. Bases 251 to 2743 code for a protein of 830 amino acids. The record is from RefSeq and is a predicted model, not a curated record. Gene Ontology annotation, biological process: signal transduction. The transcript is spliced from 14 exons. Gene Ontology annotation, molecular function: protein binding.